Aedes albopictus (Asian tiger mosquito) is the source of this 800-nucleotide messenger RNA. RefSeq lists its product as uncharacterized. The transcript is spliced from 2 exons. Bases 55 to 468 code for a protein of 137 amino acids. Lineage: Eukaryota; Metazoa; Arthropoda; Insecta; Diptera; Culicidae. The record is from RefSeq and is a predicted model, not a curated record.
UUUAACCAAACCAAGUUCAAACAACACGGCCGAAACGACUUUACACCUUCGCGGAUGUUGCGGAAUUCCGGUCCCGAAAUCGGAAGUUACCGACAGGAGGACAACUCCCUCGGCAGCAAGUGCAUCGUCCAGUUCAGCAGGAUGCGUCGCCAAAGCUCAAAAUUAAUCGGAUCACCCAGGAAAGCGUGCCACAAAAGCAAUCGAGCGAAGAAGGACAAAACCAUCGAAGCUGCUUCAGCCACAAUUAUCGAGCAUGCUGUGCUGGAUGACAUUCCUGAGGAAGAUCUGAAGGAAGAGACAUCGAUUUGUUUGAAAUCGUGGAGUCGGUCAAACGCUGACGUGAUCUGGCAAGGACAAGGGAAUGAUGUUUCCCGUGUGAUGAUGCGAGGGCGAACGAUGAUCCAGCCACUUAAGAAGAAAUCGGCAGAAAAAAGGAAGUGGGUGGAUCUCAGUCGGGUGAAUCGAUGAACAACGAACGAAUAUUGAUCGGUACAGGAAGACGAGGAGAGCAAAGAGAAUAAGAAAAGAAUAUAAAUCUUUCGACAGGGGGUUUGUAAUGAGAACAAACAAAAAAUAAAUUAGUUUUAGAAUAAUAUUGAUUGAUUCCUUAUUUUGAUUUGAUUCCAUGUUUAUCACAGUACAAAAAAUCCAUGCACCUCUAUCACAUUACAUAUACUUUUGGGUUGUGAGUGGCUUUUGUCCAGUUACGCCCAGAUGAUUCGCUAGGAAGCAAUCGGUCGUAAAAACCUACAAAGCUUCCUCCAGUAAAUGUUUCGCACCAAAGGGAUGCUUGGCCCCAC